Bombina bombina (fire-bellied toad) is the source of this 843-nucleotide messenger RNA. RefSeq names its product radial spoke head protein 6 homolog A. Gene Ontology annotation, cellular component: radial spoke; axoneme. The transcript has 3 exons. Gene Ontology annotation, biological process: cilium assembly; cilium movement involved in cell motility; axoneme assembly. Bases 25 to 843 code for a protein of 272 amino acids. NCBI's taxonomy places the organism in Eukaryota, Metazoa, Chordata, Amphibia, Anura, Bombinatoridae. The record is from RefSeq and is a predicted model, not a curated record.
ACAGGCAAUACUAAGGCGCACAGGAUGUCUCAUGGUCACUUACCUCAGUCUCUGGACCCACUUGAGCUGCAGAUACGCAAUGCUAAAGCCUUCUUACUGCAGACGGACACAUCAGGAGUCAGUGUGUAUGAGCACCUCUCCACCCUCCUUUCUCGUAUCUUGUCUGAACGCCCUCCUCAUGCACUGGAGUCUCUCAGGGAGCUCAGUACAGAGAUACAAUGGUCUAGACUCGAACAGGGACCUGACGCGCUUCGCACACAGAGAGAGGACCCGCACACUUACAUUAAGGCCGACAUGCAACGUGCUCUCUUCAGCCAUGGAACUGGAGAGGGGCAGGAGACUGAGGGGGACGCAGAUAUAGGAGACUCUCCACUCCCAAAUCUCCUGGACCUUUCCCAACUUCUCCAGCAGGCUGGCGUGAGUCUGGGGAGGGAUGAGGUAGUGAAGAUAUGUCUAGCGCUCAAGAGACUCGUAGACACACAUCCCCUCCAAUACUGUCGCCUCUGGGGCAAGAUGCUGGGGACAGAAGGAGGUUACCUGGUGGCUGAAGUGCAGUUCCGGGAAGGGGAGGAUGAUGAAGCGGAGGAGAGAGGAGAAGAGGAAGAAAACGAGGUUGAGGAGCCAGAACAUGAGGAUGAGGAGGAAACGGAAGAGGCAGAGGACCUACCACCCAAAUCCACGUAUCGCCCCCCCCCUGUGAUACCCAUGGAAGAGUAUGGAAAGGGAGCAAAUAAAUAUGUUUACUAUGUAUGUUCUGAGGCAGGAACAGAAUGGGUUAGACUGCCCCAAGUUACCCCGGCUCAGAUCUGUGCUGCUCGUAAGGUAUCUAUCUACUUGUUGUAG